Bombyx mori (domestic silkworm) is the source of this 2644-nucleotide messenger RNA. Its product is annotated as aristaless-related homeobox protein. Gene Ontology annotation, cellular component: nucleus. Gene Ontology annotation, biological process: regulation of transcription by RNA polymerase II. Lineage: Eukaryota; Metazoa; Arthropoda; Insecta; Lepidoptera; Bombycidae. The record is from RefSeq and is a predicted model, not a curated record. The transcript is spliced from 3 exons. Bases 729 to 1730 code for a protein of 333 amino acids. Gene Ontology annotation, molecular function: RNA polymerase II cis-regulatory region sequence-specific DNA binding; DNA-binding transcription factor activity, RNA polymerase II-specific.
CAUACACAACAAGAAAAUCAACAUCCGCGUCCGUCGCGACUCCUUACGAACGAACGUAAACUUAUCAAAAUCAAUUACUUGAAAACUUUAUGUUAAUUUUCGUUACCACCAUAAAUAAUACACGUUGACGUGUCAAUUAUUAUCCCGAAAUGUUUCCCGCUCACUGUUUUUUUUUUUUAAACGGGCGUCUGAAGUGUUGCCACGCCUCAAGAGUCUCCAACCGCAGGUACUGUUUUGAGUUUAAAGAACUCCCACCCCGACUAUCCAAAGCGUUUUAUAUUUUGUCAUAGCCAAUAUACGGUUUUCUUUACAAUGUAUUUAGUCUGUUCCUCUAUUAUCGCUCUUAAACUACCGGAAUAAGGUUAGUUCUUAUAUUCUACGAACAAAGUAGGUGUGUUUUGUGUGCUGUUUAUAGGGAAUUUUUUUCGUUAGCUCCACAUGUUGGGAUCUUGUAACGAAGCAGCCAGAUUUCAGUACAGACUCCAUUAGUUCGCACAUUAGGAUGAGUUAGUCGAAUUAUGUAAUUAAAUAAAGUAAUUCAAUAAGCCAGCGAAUUAAUAACAAUUAUUCGGUUUGGCCGGUCUCGAUAAACGUCUAGUUGGAUUGCGCACGCGUUUUGUAAAAAUGUGUACGUGAAUAAAUAUCGACGAAUAAAACAUUGAUUAUUUUGAUUAAUUACAAUUUAUAUGUACAUAUUUUAAGUUUAAAUUUUGCGUUCGUGUUUUGCUAUGGACCAGAAUAAAGAUGGCAUCAACGGUGGAUUAAACGGUACGACUAGAAGCUACGAAGCGAAAAGCCAAGCUGCAGGCAACUAUAACGCGGCUCCUGGGUCCUACGAAAACAAUCACAAUCUGUUCCAGAUGAUAAAGUGCCACGAAGACAGCCUCAUACGUCUACACCAACUGACGGCUGGACGCCAAAUGAAUGGAUCUUAUGAACCGACAUAUCAAAAUGACUUGACGUGGUACCCAAAAGACCUGCAGCGCCAAUUCAUCAAACCUGUAGAUUACUUAGCCUACGAAGACAUGCGACGGAAAUACGAAGAAGGAAAAAAUGGAAAAGAGAAGGAGUUGCAGAAAGAAUGCGAUGAAAAUAAGGACGGGAAAUCAGACGAGAGGAAAAAGCCGAGAAGAAACCGAACCACCUUUACUAGCCAGCAAUUGGCUGCCUUAGAAAAAGUGUUUGAAAAAACGCAUUAUCCCGAUGCUUUUGUUAGAGAAGAUUUAGCAGCGAGAGUCAGUUUAACAGAAGCAAGAGUGCAGGUGUGGUUUCAGAACCGUCGUGCGAAAUUCCGAAGAAACGAAAGAUCAGCCCUCUCAAAUCACCGGAGUUCAACCAGUCAGAAUUCACCAGAGCCUAUGGCUGUUCCAAUCGGCAUUCCUCAUCAACCAGACCCGAGACAAGAAUUCGCCCGAAACAAAGAACCGUGGCUACAUCAUUUUCAAACUAACAAUUUGAAUUUAAAUUUAGGACUGCCAAUAACGAAUACAGGACUGUAUCAAAACGAUUAUUCUUUGAUGAUGCAGAACGUUGGUAACAGACCAUACGUGCCCAACACAAAUGGGUUUAUGGGCCAAAGUGUUGUAGGUUAUAGCGGAGGCGAAAAUGCAUACAGUUCAUGCGGUAUUAUCGGGGGCUAUAAUGGAUCGUUGUCUUCAUCGCACAGUUCAUACAAUUUGAAUUUAAGAUUGAGACCACACGAUUUCAGCAUAAAUAAUUUGACUUUGUGAUAAAAACAAGACUGAAAUUAUAAACUAAACACACUACGUUUACAACAUGAGACUCUCAUGACGUGACUGCUGUUGGAAAGUCAAAAUGCAAAAGAUCGAAAUAAUCUAAAUUUGGCCGAUCUUUAUUAGCUAGCUAUGCCACGAUCUUGCCGUGUAGUUUCAGGAUAACGCAAAAAAUCUAAUAAUCAUAACUGUGGUUAAUAUUGUUAAAAUACAAUAUGUGCGUGUAUGUUGCUAGUGAAUAUUAUCAAACAGUUUACCUGUUACUUUUUUAAUAUUUGUGAUCAUAAAAUGGCUAUUCAAUAGGUACCUAUAGGCUAGGUUUUAUUAAAUAUUGCAUAACAGAAUUGAGGUAAGCAACUUAAAGUUAAUAUACCAGGAUGAUUCAAAUACAAUCAAUACUAUCUUUUUUUUGUUCCUUACUAUGCUGAUAGCCUUGAGAGGCUAUUUCAGCUUCGCCCUAACAUGUAGUAGUAUAGGUGAGUUCACGGGGCUCAAACCUGACGACGCCGACGUUGCUAACACGAACCUUAGCAAGAGCCGUGCUCCGCAGAAUCUACCACCGGAUCGGAAACGCGACCCAUGAGAAGAUCUGGCGAGAAACUUAGUGGACUGUGUCUGUGGGUUAAUUUACUCGUCGAGCUCUUCGUCGCGAGCGACGGGUUCGACGAGAACGAUGACCGGUCAAUACUAUCAAUUUACUUAUAGUCGUAUAGUAAUAAUAAUAAGACGGUCGAAAUCCAAACAUAGACAAAUUUGUUCUAAUAGAAUACCGACAAAAUCUUUGAAUUGUAUUAUUAUACCUAAUGAUAACAUAAGAAAUAUGUAUACAGGGCUUUUUAUUAUAGCUAAUAUCUUUCGAUUUAAUAAACUAAUUUUGAUGAAAGGAACAAUAAAUGUUAUUCUGAAUACUC